CUUUAACUCUCGCUUUCUACGCUCCAAAAAUCGCCAAAAUGUGCAAAAUCCUCCCCCUUUUCGUCCUGGCCGUGGUGGUCGCCUGUUGUUAUGGUCUUCCCGUGGAACCCGAACGCGAGCCCGUGGCAAUCCUGAAAUCCGAGAUUAACAAGAAAGCUGAUGGUGCCUACGACGCCGCAUACGAAAGUGCAGAUGGAACCUCUCGCAAGGAGGAGGCUACCGUGGUGGACAAAGACACUGAGGAGGAGGCUCUCGAGGUGAAGGGAUCCUACAAGUACAUUAACGACCUUGGCGAGGAGGUUGAGGUGUUCUACACGGCGGGAAAGAAUGGAUUCGUCCCAUAUGGCACCAGUAUCAAUCCUGAAAUCACAGCUGUGGCCGAGGCAGCCAAGGAUCUGCCCAAAGUGCAGAAGGUGGAGAAGGCUUAGGAUGUUUUUUCUGGAAGAGAUCUCUUAGAUGGUAAUUCAAAAGAUUAAGGGAAGAAGCCAACGCGUUGUUGCUGGGCAAACAGAAAUAAAAGUCAAUGCGGAUUGCGAAGAAAUGAUAUUUCAAUCUAUCUAAUUUGCAUGUCUCGAACAUUUUUUUUACCUACUCGCCGAAAAUUGGGAGUUAGAGAAAAAUAUAAUACAAAAAAAAAAUUAAGCCUACAAUUUU
Molecule: messenger RNA, 654 nt
Organism: Drosophila biarmipes
Lineage: Eukaryota; Metazoa; Arthropoda; Insecta; Diptera; Drosophilidae
Gene: Cpr47Ec
Product: endocuticle structural protein SgAbd-6
Exons: 2
Coding region: 39-428 (129 amino acids)
Cellular component (GO): chitin-based extracellular matrix
Molecular function (GO): structural constituent of chitin-based larval cuticle
Source: RefSeq, a predicted model, not a curated record